AGUAUACAUCUUAACCGCUUAGCACUUCAACACUUUUGGUCUACUCUGGAUGGCAAAACAAUUCCUACAACACUCUUUGAGUUAUUGUGGUGAGAAGAUCAAAUAGAAGAGCCGCAAACUUCAAAUUCGUUUGUGUGGAGCAAAGCUGCAAUAAUAAAAGUCUGAGAAAUGCUAGAGGUACACACUUUGUGUACACACUUUUUGUACACUCGUCUGUCUCUUAAGAAAAUUUUGUCUGUCACAGACAACUCAUAUAUGAAUUGUCUGUGACAGACAAAAUUUUCUUAAGAGACAGACGAGUGUACACAAAGUGUGUACAAAAGUGUGUACCUCAAGCAUUUUUGUAAAAGUCUAGAACAAGCUAAGAGUCUUCAGGGUAUGGAAAUGGAAAAUAUGACUAACUUCUUGAAAGGAGAUGACAGAAACAGAACAUGUGUUAAGGCAGAAGAAGUUCCCGAAGAAACUACUCUCUGCCGAAGGAGUAAGCACACUUCUCAUGAGCUUUUCCCCGGCCAUCCUCUCCCUUCGAAACAAUCCCUGGUUUCUGCAUUUGUGGAGUUUGGUCCAGUUUUGGAGCCCCUGACUCAAUUCACACGCGAAUCUACUGCUCAGGUGAUCUUCUUACAGGGUGAUAGUGCAAAAGCAGCCUUUAAUGGAUUAGAGAGGAGUAACUCAUUCGGGCCUGCUCUUGCCACCUUCUGGGUGCUGAAUAACAGACCCGUUGAAGCAGUGGCAGCUGAAGAGGCGAGUAGCAGUGGCACCCGAACAACGUCGGAUGUCGUCCUCCCGCUCGUGGGCACUCCGAAUCUCCAUGAUAUGAUGUACUAUAUGAAGAACAAAAUGGAGAUGGUGAGAGAUAUCUUGGAAAGAGAAGGUCACACGGUUCACACCAUAGAUCCCGAAAUGAGGGCAAGGCUAGAAACCGCGCGAUAUCCACGCCUUCCUUAACCGGUUGAACUCAAUAAUGGCUUCUUCGUCUGUCUCCUAGCAGCGUAGUACUGUGUAUAACUGUGAUAAGUAGAAAGAGUAAUACGGAAUAUAAUCGUGAUUUGGUCUGUUUCAUUUCUGUUUCUUUUUUAUUUUAUUCUUAGUGCCAUACUGCCAUUGUUUGUCAGGAAGGUCUUACAUGGAUAUUUGGGUUGAUGAUAUUAGACAGCUAUUAGAAGGGGAUUCGUGUUUCUCUCUAGUCUCUACUGUACUCUAGACGUAAGUCAGGUAACUAUUACAAGGGGAUUCGUGUUUCUCUCUAGUCUCUACUGUACUCUAGAGGAUUAGCUAAUUUGUGUUGCUCAUGCAAUUAUAGAGCCAGCGCGUUUUUCCGGCCAGAUCAUAGUCUUAGCCAUGAUUCUAAUUAAUUCUAAUGGG
Messenger RNA from Cuscuta epithymum, 1365 nucleotides. The record is from the annotation of a GenBank genome assembly. Lineage: Eukaryota; Viridiplantae; Streptophyta; Magnoliopsida; Solanales; Convolvulaceae.